Messenger RNA from Dictyostelium discoideum AX4, 252 nucleotides. RefSeq lists its product as hypothetical. NCBI's taxonomy places the organism in Eukaryota, Evosea, Eumycetozoa, Dictyosteliales, Dictyosteliaceae. The record is from RefSeq and is a predicted model, not a curated record. The transcript has a single exon. Bases 1 to 252 code for a protein of 83 amino acids.
AUGAAUAAAGUAGUUUCAAUUAAUAUUGCAGAGAUUUUAAAGUCACAUGCCACUCAUAAAUCAUUAAUGGUUAGAAAUAAAAAUUUCUUAAGAUCAAGCAAUGGCUCUGUGCCAAUAUAUUCAAAUUCCAUAUUACAACCACCAACCACUGCCACCAAUAAUAACAAUGAAAAUAAUUUUAAUUUAGUGAAUGAUACAAUCGAUGAUUUGGAAUUGGCAAUCGAGAAUGCUGGUGGUAAACAAUUUUGGUGA